CGGGGGCAGGACCGUGGAGUGCGAGCUGCGGUGCAGAUGUCAUGUGGCCUGUGCUUUGGACCGUGGUGCGUACCUAUGCUCCCUAUGUCACAUUUCCUGUGGCCUUCGUGGUCGGGGCUGUGGGUUACCAUCUGGAAUGGUUCAUCCGGGGAAAGGAUCCCCAGCCUGUGGAGGAGGAGAAGAGCAUCUCUGAGCGCCGGGAGGACCGAAAGCUGGAUGAACUGCUAGGCAAGGACCACACCCAGGUGGUGAGCCUUAAGGACAAGCUGGAAUUUGCCCCUAAAGCUGUCCUGAACAGAAACCGCCCAGAGAAGAAUUAACGAAGGACACAGAGCCCCAUGGGUCCUUGUGUGGGCCAUGACUGGCCCUGCCACCAUGUCUACCCUGCUCCAGAACCCACUUUGGAUUUGCUGUGUCGCUCAUUCUGUCCCCUCCUGUACCACCCAGCCCCGCACACACUGGCCGCCCUCAUGUUGCCAGGCGGACACUCGAGCAGCCGAGGGGCCAGGGAAGAGGAAGGCCCUUGAGGGUUCUGGCCUGAAGGCUGCAUGUGUUGUAUGGUGGCUGAAACUGCUCAGGCUUCUGCGCUUCUGGGCGCGCCACGGGGAGGAGUGUCAUGAAAUGAAUGAUGGCUGUCUGUUUCUUUGGGGAGGCACUUUGGCCUCAAGUGGGAGUGGCUGGGGUUGGGGUGCUGCCUUAGGAGGGAUGCCUACAUGCCUAGUUCCAGUGUAUACUGGGAAGAAUUCAGAAAGCUACCUGGCUCCCUUCACUAGUUUGCCCUCUUCUUGUACUCAUUCUUCCUGAAAUCCUGUCCUGUCAGCUCAGGAAUGAGACUCCCUGGGGAGGAAAGCCUUUUUCUGUUCUUGGAAGCCCAGGUUGUUUACCUUGGGACAGGUGAAUUUGCUUGAAAACAGUCACAUUUUUCACCACCCCCCAUCACUGUAUGGUACAAAACUUGAUUAAAGUGGCAUCUGAGAAUCAUAUUGAUCUCAUCCUAUCUUCCAGAUGGUGUUGGAGUCUCCUUAGGAGUUAUGCAAAUGCAGGCAUUUCAGGGUCGGAUAACACUGACCUUUAACCAAGGGCUCAUGGGCCCAGGCACUGAGUCCUGG
Messenger RNA from Odobenus rosmarus divergens (Pacific walrus), 1109 nucleotides. It is a transcript of the gene SMIM12, whose product is annotated as small integral membrane protein 12. The transcript is spliced from 2 exons. Lineage: Eukaryota; Metazoa; Chordata; Mammalia; Carnivora; Odobenidae. The record is from RefSeq and is a predicted model, not a curated record. The coding region runs from base 42 to 320 and encodes 92 amino acids.